GCCGCGGUGGCGCAAGCCUGCGCGGAGCUGCGCGGCCCGGGUCCGCUCGUCGCUUCGCCUCGUCGCUAACCGGCUCGAGACCCGGCCCGUCCACCCCGGCGCCUCCCGUCGGCCCCGCAGCACGGACGGAGGAGUCCAUGUUGGGCAACUCGGCGGCGGAGUGACGGGAGAAGCCCGAGCUUCCCGCGGUGGGGCCCGCGGCCGCCGGAGCGCGCGCCUCGACCUCGGCCUGAGGAAACCCUUUUCCAAGGAAAAAUGAAGAAGAAGAUUGUAUAUACUGUAACUAUGGGAGACCAGGAGUAUGAAGGUACGGAAGGUGAAGAAAACAGAAAUCACAGUGCUGCAAGUGGCCUCUUGUACAGUGAAACAGACAGAUGUCCAAUAUGUCUUAAUUGCUUAUUAGAAAAGGAAGUUGGUUUUCCAGAAAGUUGUAAUCAUGUCUUCUGUAUGACCUGUAUUCUUAAAUGGGCAGAGAUGCUGGCUUCAUGUCCUAUUGAUCGAAAACCUUUUCAGGCAGUAUUUAAAUUCAGUCCUUUGGAAGGUUGUGUUAAGGUUCAAAUAAAAAGACAGGUAAGAGAGACAAAAGAAAAGAAAACUGAAAGCUCUUUUAAGAAACAGCUCUCAAGUUCUGAAAGCUAUAUAAGAAAAAAGGCCAUAAGAGAAGAUUUAUUAACUUCAAGAUUUUAUGACUUGAAGAUGAUGUAUAGAAAAUCUUCAAACAGUAAAACAGGAGGACAGAAAAAUGCAGCAAUAAAGAUAGAUACGCCUCGAAGAUCAAAUCAGUGUACAAGUCAUUGCUUCAGAAAUUUUUUCUCCAGUAUGUGUUCUUUUAGUAGUCACACUGGAGAUUCUUUCACCUGUAGAGCUUACUGUACAGAAUUUAUAGAAGUCAGUGAAAUCAGUGCAUUGAUUACUCAGAAGAGACAAGAACUGGAAUUGUCGUGGUUUCCUGGUACAUUACCUGGAAUUGUAAGAGUUGGUUUUGUACCUUGGAAUGUUGGACCAGAAGUCCUUCCUCUCAUCUCUUCUGUGUUGCCAAGAAGUAUUUUUCCAACUAAUUCUAUGUCGUUAGAAAAUUUCGGUACUUCUUGCAAAGGUUAUACAUUAGCACAUACCCAAGAAGGAGAUGAAAAAAAACAAACUUCUGGAUCAUCAAACACUAGAGGAUCAAGACGAAAACCUACAACCACAACUCCUACAAGGAGAUCUACACGUAACACAAGAGCUGAGACUGUUAGUCAGACUCAGAAAUCCCCUGUAUCAAGUAAUUCUGGGUGUGAUGCUCCAGGUAACAAUAUUCCUUCUGAAAGUGUUUCCUCUCCAGUUGAGUCAGAAAAGCAAAGAAGACAGGCUCCAAAACGUAAGUCUGUUAGAAGAGGAAGAAAACCACCUUUACUGAAAAAGAAGCUUCGGAGGUCCGUGCCUUCCUCUGAAAAGACAUCUUCUAGUGAUUCAGUGGAGGAAGAAAUAACAGAGUCUGACACACCACCUGUAUUAGAGAAAGAGCAGCAAUCAGAUGUAGAAAGUAGUAAUGUUUGUUCCUUGCAAACAGAUGUAGAAAACCAAUUGUCUGUUUGCUUGGAAAGUUGUGGUGAACAAACAGGAGAAAAUGAGGAACAUACUGAAAAUCAUGAUUCAGAGGAAAAAUUAGAAUCUUCAGAUUCAAAAUCUUGUAAUCAAGAUACUUCUGUGCUUGUUGGAGAGGAGGAAGGAAUUGAAAAACUUGAGAAUACAGGUAUAGAGGAUAAAGUUUUAUGUUUAGAAAAUGAGGUUUCUAAAGAUAUUUUUGAAAAAGAAAGUGAUUCAUUAGAAAAUCAUGAUCAUCAGAUUUUUGGAUCUUCAGAAUCAGAGGUGAAGGCAGGUACAUGUCCUCCAAAUGAUUUGCUUCCAUGUUCAGGAUCCAAAACUGAAGUAUACCAAGCAGUAUCUAGUUCCCAAGAUGGAAUUCCUGAGAAUUCAGAGUCAGUGAUCAGUGAAGAAAAAUUAGUGGAUAAUCUCUCAGUAGAAACUAGUGAUUAUAAGGAUUCUGCAGUGAAAACAGAAGAAAUUGUAGAGAGCCCUAAGUUAGAAUGUUCAGAGGGUGAAAUUACACAGACAGUAGAUAAAUCUAUUGAAAGCUCAGAGAUUGAGUUACUUGGGAAUGUUGAAACUGAAAAUGCAGAAAUGACUGCCACCUGCAAUACUUCAGAAAAUGAAAACAUGAGUAGUAGUCAAGACUCUGAAAGAAAUAAUAUCCAAUCAGACAAAUCUUUAAAAGAAAAGACUGAAUCUCCAGUUGAGCAUCCUAAUUCUGUGAAGUUGCUUCAGACACCCAUUGAACAGAUCGAGAUGCAUUUUAGUGAGGACAAUAAUGAAAUGAUACCUAUGGAGUGUGAUUCAUUUUGUAGUGACCAAAAUGAAUCUGAAAUUGAAUCAUCUGUGAAUAUUGACUCCAAACUGUUGAGUGAAGAUUCUGUGACACACAGUUCUGAAACUAAUCAGACAUCAUCUGAUCCUACAAACGUAAAGGUUGAAACAAUAUCUCACCCAUCUGAAAACCCAAUAGAUCCCAUAGAUAAAACCAAAAAGCCUCGUACCCGAAAGUCUAGAUUUCAUUCUCCAUCUACUACUUGGUCUCCCAACAAAGAUGCCACCCAAGAAAAAAAGAGAUCUCAGUCUCCAUCUCCUAAGAGAGAAACUGGAAAAGAAAGCAAGAAGUCUCUAUCACCUUCUCCUAAGAAAGAAUCUGCUAGGGGACGGAGAAAAUCUCGCUCCCAGUCCCCAAGAAAAGAUAUGACAAGAGAAAAGAGGCGCACUCAGUCAAGAUCUCCAAAAAGAGAUAGCACUAGGGAAAGUAAAAAAUCUGAAUCACCAUCCCCAAGAAGAGAUACCUCUAGAGAGAACCGAAGAUCUCAGUCAAGAGUGAAAGAUGCCUCAAAAGAAAAGUCUAGGUCCCGGAGCAGAGAAAGAGAAAGUGAUAGAGACGGACAGAGGAGAGACCGAGAUCGAGAACGAGAGCGAGAAAGGAGAACCAGAAGGUGGUCUAGGUCCAGAUCUCGUUCUCGAUCACCAUCAAGAUCAAGAACAAAAAGUAAAAGUUCAACUUUUGGCAGAAAUGAGAGAGACAGUUACUCUCCUCGGUGGAAGGAAAGAUGGACAACUGAUGGUUGGAGGUGCCCACGAGGAAGUGAUCGUUACAGGAAGAAUGACCCAGAGAAACAGAAUGAAAAUACAAGAAAAGAAAAGAGUGAUGUCAGUUUAGAUACUGACGAUCCAAAUUCUGUUGACAAAUGUAGAAAUGAUUGUCCCAGUUGGGUAACAGAAAAAAUAAAUUCUGGGCCUGACCCAAGGACCAGAAAUCCAGAAAAGUUAAAAGAUUCCCACUGGGAAGAAAAUAGAAAUGAAAAUUCAGGGAAUUCUUGGAAUAAAAACUUUGGUUCGAGUUGGGUAUCUAACCGUGGUAGAGGUAACCGAGGCAGAGGCACAUACAGAGGUAGUUUUGCCUAUACAGAUCAAAAUGAAAAUAGGUGGCAGAACCGAAAACCCCUCUCAGGUAAUUCAAAUAGUUCAGGGAACGAUUCUUUUAAGUAUAUGGAACAGCAGCCCUACAAGCGGAAAAAUGAGCAAGAGUUUUCCUUUGAUACGCCAGCAGAUAGGUCAGGAUGGACAUCUGCAUCUAGUUGGGCUGUGAGAAAGAAUUUGCCAGUAGAUGUACAGAACUAUUAUUCACGGCGUGGGAGGAAUUCUUCAGGUUCACAGUCUGGAUGGAUGAGACAAGAAGAGGAAACAACUGAACAGGAUUCUAACCUAAAAGACCAAACAAAUCAACAAGUUGACAGUUCUCAGCUGCCUAUAAAUAUGAUGCAGCCACAAAUGAACGUAAUUCCGCAACAGAUGAAUGCACAACACCAGCCAAUGAAUAUCUUUCCAUAUCCAAUGGGUGUUCAUGCCCCUUUGAUGAACCUCCAACGAAGUCCAUUUAACAUGCAUCCUCAGCUACCCUUGCAUCUCCACACAGGAGUGCCUCUCAUGCAGGUGGCUGCUACUGCCAGUGUAACUCAGGGACCACCCCCACCCCCACCCCCACCCCCGCCCUCCCAACAAGUCACCUACAUUGCUUCACACCCAGAUGGAAACCAGUCGCAGGGUAUACCUAGUGCUUCUCAUGUAAGUAAUAACAUGAGUACACCAGUCUUGCCUGCUCCGACAGCAGCCCCAGGAAGUAUGGGAACAGUUCAGGGACCAAGUUCUGGUAAUACUCCGUCAUCAAGUCACAGCAAAGCCUCUAAUGCUGCUGUAAAAUUGGCAGAAAGCAAAGUAAGUGUUACAGUGGAAGCCAGCGCAGAUAGCUCGAAGACAGACAAGAAAUUGCAAAUUCAAGAAAAAGCUGCCCAGGAGGUAAAAUUGGCUAUUAAGCCAUUUUACCAAAACAAAGAUAUCACCAAGGAAGAGUAUAAAGAGAUUGUACGGAAAGCAGUAGAUAAAGUUUGUCAUAGUAAGAGUGGAGAAGUAAAUUCUGCUAAAGUGGCAAAUCUGGUUAAAGCCUAUGUAGACAAAUACAAAUAUUCACGGAAGGGGAGCCAAAAGAAAACUCUGGAAGAACCCGUGACUACUGAAAAAAACAUAGGCUGAAAUGGGGAGAGCUGUAAAGGACAUUGCCAAGACACCUGCCAAGUGCAAUUCAACAUGUACCCUUACCUGAGAAUCAUAACUGUGACUGAAAUCUGGUUUUGAUAAACAUUAUUUUUUUUAAUGUAGAAUAUAAUGUUUUGUUCUAAAUAAAUAUAGUUCUGCACUGCAAUUUCUUUAACCUCUCCCCUCAAAUAAAGCAAAUUCAAGGGAAAAUAAAGGGUUUAAUGGAAUGUGCAUUUUUACUAGGAUUGUGUUAUAGUGUGGAUACUAGAGGAUGUACAGCUUUUUUAUUGAAAUCAUGGAGUGCAUAAAUUAGAAACUUCUAAGAGCACUGGUUUUGGAAGACAAUACAUAUAUAUAUACACAUAUAUAUGUAUAUAUAUUGCAUUUAUUCUGUCAAGCUAUAAAGUGUAAUCUUUAUGAAUUUAAUUAUAGAAAGUUAAAUAAUGUAUUACCAUUAAAAUAUUUCUAAUAUUAAUAGACCAAUUGCAGGGUUCCUAAUGUGUAUUUUUAAAGUACAUAUCUGAAAUAAAUUGCUUAGAUAGCAAACAUCAUCACAAUACUAAAAUUUAGUGUUCACAACUUUGAGACCCUCUUCCUGUUGUAUCACCAAAUAAAGCUUCUGCUGCUUGGUUUUCUUUGUGCCUUUUUUCCCCCCAGUUGAGAUGAAGCAGUUUGAUUUACUAGAUUGUAAUUUUGGCAGUUGAAAAUCUGUUGAAUUUUUAGAAGACUCAUUUUGAAAAUUUUUGUCUAGUCAGAAAUUAUGUUCUCUUGACCCAUCAGAGAUGAUAAAUUAUUUGUUCCCGUUAGAUAGUUGUUCUUAGUGGGGACCCUUCUCCUUCCUUGGGACUUAAGGUAGAAUUUCAAGACUUAUUUCACUGGCUUCAGGUUGAUGUUGUUCUGUCUAUAAUCACUGAUGGACUGUUAUACCCAUUCAAGAUGUCUUCAAAUGCUUUAUGAUAAAUGAAAUUCGUGAUUAUCACCUAUGUUGUAGAAUUAUAGACAUUAAAACUUUUAUUUGAUAAAAGGAGAGGAAAAUUAAGUAAUGGAGUUUUAUUUAGGUUUUCAAAGACCAAGUUUUUUUGGUUUUUUUAGAUGUUAAUUUUUAUGAAAGGUAAGUUUAGGACCACUAUUUCAUUUCUGGAAAGAAAAAAGGAAUUCUUUCAUGAUAAACUGUCUUUCAUUCCAGUAACAGUUUUCAAUAGAUACCAAGUAACUGGGAAGAUGUUAAGAUUAUAUAUUAAUGGAUCCCAGGUAAAUAUACACCUCAGUGAGACAGACCCUUUCGCUAGAGCAAUAUUCUGUAGAUUUGUGCUUUCUGAAUUAAUGAUUAUGUUGGUUUUUUGUGCGUAAUAUUUUCCUGGUGCUAGCUUUGAUAGGUGGAAAUACUUUGAAAUGUUGUUCCCAUCUGGUGAUUGUGCUAGUUAGUUAGUAAGCUAUAUUAGGUAAUGAUUCUAAUCCUAAAAAAAAUUUUCAAAUCAUUUUUGAUCUUCAUUCUACAUUUCUGGGCAUUUGUAUAUGGUGUUUUACUGAUAUAUAUUUUAAAUUAAAGUAUGUUUAGAUUAUGAUGGGGAACGAAGUUUAGAAUUCUGUUUGGAAGUCUGUUUCUCUUACUAAGACAUAAAGACAGCCUUUCAGAUGACCAGCCCACAUCUUUUCAUUUGUUCCAGAUCAGAACCUCAAAAAAAAUGAUGGUGUGAACUGGCAGUCUUUGAGUUAGUGGUAGUUUGGAAAUUUGAUGGCAAACUGCUGUUUCUAAGCUGAUGAAUGUGUGCUUUUCUUUCAUUUUCCUUCAGAGACAUUUGAGAAUUGAAUGAUAUUUGAAAAUAAUCUUUGUAUUAGAUUUUGCAAAUAAACUCUGGGGUUUUGAAGAAAUACUAGGUGGUAUUUUGAAGAGUUGUGGGCUCAUACCUUUGGCUCUCCAGAAUUUCCACCAUUCUUAAAAAUAGCAAGUUUGUUGUGUUCUGUAUCUGGGCUGUAUUUACAAUAGCUGGUGAAGAAUGUUAACUUGAUUAGAAUUGAACUUUUAAAAAGUGAAUUGGUGCAUGCCUUGUGUAUUUUUUUAAAAAACAAUUUGUUGCUUUUACAUUCCUCAUUCUUGUUUCUUUUUCAGAAAUUUGCGUUAAUUUUGCAUGUAUCCAAACUUUAUCAAAAAUAGUUUAGAAACUGCUAUAAACUAUAGAAUUACAGAUUGCUCAUUUUCUUCAAGGUUUGGUUAUGAUAUUGAUCUUUGGAACCUUGACUCUUUUAACUUAAUAGCCACAUUGGCUGGUAUUUUAGGCUUUUGACAUGCCUAGAGUUUUGAGACAUAAUAGUAGGUACCCAUUACUUCAAUAUUCCAAAACUCCUAUGAUUGUUGUCAUGCUGGUCAUUACCACAUGUUCUCCAUUACAUCUUCCUUAAAUGCCUACAAAUGUGUACUGCUUGAAUGUUUCAUCCCAAAAUGCAGCUUCAGAAGCACAGUGGUUGGGGCAGGGUCUAAGAAAUUGUAGUUUGAGGUUGGAUGGAGUGCUGUCUACUGAAACAAUACUCUGAAGCAAAUAUGUAGUGUGUAAUAUUUUCUAAUAAAUUCCUUUGUUAAACAAA
This is a messenger RNA of Dipodomys ordii (Ord's kangaroo rat), 7197 nucleotides long. It is a transcript of the gene Scaf11, whose product is annotated as SR-related CTD-associated factor 11. The record is from RefSeq and is a predicted model, not a curated record. Gene Ontology annotation, biological process: spliceosomal complex assembly. Bases 256 to 4611 code for a protein of 1451 amino acids. Gene Ontology annotation, molecular function: RNA binding. NCBI's taxonomy places the organism in Eukaryota, Metazoa, Chordata, Mammalia, Rodentia, Heteromyidae. The transcript has 15 exons.